Messenger RNA from Dovyalis caffra, 1197 nucleotides. NCBI's taxonomy places the organism in Eukaryota, Viridiplantae, Streptophyta, Magnoliopsida, Malpighiales, Salicaceae. The record is from the annotation of a GenBank genome assembly.
AUGGAGGAGCAAGUACAGACUCCUGCGGGAAAUUUCGAUACUAGCUUCUGCUUGGAUAUGGCAUUCCAUGUUUUUCUGAAAGAAGCUGAGAAGGGAUCAAAUUUUGUGUUCUCACCUUUUUCAUUUCAUUGUAUGCUGAGCCUGAUUGCCGUAGGCUCAAAGGGGUCUACUUUGGACCAGCUGCUUUCAUUUCUACGACUGAAAAGCAUCGAUGAGCUGAAAUCUUUGGCUUCGCAGGCUGUCACUUCUGUAUUAUCGCCAUCGAACAGGGGUGAGGACCAAACCAGAAGUCCGAUUGUGUCAUUCGUCAAUGGAGCUUGGGUGGAUCUAAGUUUUCGUUUGAAGCCUUCCUUUCAGGAGGUGGUGAAAGGUACUUACUGUGCCACAGCUCAAGAGGUUGACUUUGUAAAUGAGGCUAAUCAAGUGUUAAAUGAAAUUAAUUCAUGGGUAGAGACUGAAACCAGAGGACUCAUCAAAAACCUUCUCCCACAAAAGUGUUUUGGGAAUGACACAGCUUUAGUCCUUGCAAAUGCACUCUACUUCAAAGGAGCAUGGGAUCGAAAAUUCGAUGCAUCUAAAACUAAAUAUAAUGACUUCCAUCUUCUUAGUGGACAAAUUGUUCAAGUUCCUUUCAUGACCAGCAAGAGACACCAGCGACAUCUUUAUGUAUCCUUUGAUGGCUAUAAAGUUCUCAAAAUUCCAUACCAAAAUGAUCAAGACACCAGGGAAUUCUCCAUGUACUUCUUUCUUCCAGAUGCAACAAAUGGCUUGCACAGUCUGAUUCAAGUAUUCAAAUCCAGCCCUGAACUUUAUACUAUGCAAUUAAAGCUGCAAGAACAGGAUCUUCCUGAGUUCUGGAUACCCAGAUUUAAGUUCUCAUUCAAGUUUGAAGUCUCGCAUACCAUGAAGGAAUUGGGACUGGAACUACCUUUCAAGGCUGUUGGAGAAUUUUCUGAGAUGGUUGAUUCUGCCAAGUCGCUUUUCUUGUCAAAUGUAUUCCACGCGUCCUGUAUUGAAGUUAAUGAGGAAGGCACUGAAGCAGCAGCAAGUACUGCUCCGAGAUUCAUUAGAAAAAGUCGCAGGUUGAAUCCUCCAAGUUUUGUAGCUGAUCAUCCUUUCAUGUUCUUGAUCAGGGAGGAGAAAUCAGGAAUGAUAUUCUUCAUUGGAGCUGUGAUCAACCCUCUCUUUGUUUCUUGA